AUGGCUGUGCAGCUCCCUCUCGCAGACCCAACCCCAGAGGAGCCCUCACAACCUGGCCAGUUCUCGUCGCAGCAGCCGCCCCGCACGCAGCCCACGCCACCCCCAUCUGUUACGAAUGCGUUCGUCCCUGUCCCAUCAAUAUCAAACACUGCCCAAAGCCACGCUGCACCCCCCUCAGGCUUUGCGCAUUCAUUCCCAGUUCAGAACUUGACAAGCAUGCAGCCCACGCAGAACCCGCCUCCACCGCCUCCACCCACGCAACAGCAGCCCUCACCGCAGAAUCCGAACCCAGAAGCUGAAGUUGCGAAGAUAUGGGGCGUGUUGAAUGAGCUGUUGGAGCAGCUAUCAGCGAAUAGGCAAGCAUCCAUACAGCUACACUCCUUGGCGGCGGGGGUUAAGAGCCAAGCCAUACAUUCGCAGACGGGCUAUGUGCUCAGACGACUGACGCAGGUCCUGGAGUUCAGAUACAACCUCGACAGAACACAAGACGAGUACAACGCGGCACUGGAGAAGAUGAACGCUCAAAUGACCGCAGAGAACACUGUGUUAGUGAACGAGAACAAGCAAAUGGGGACGCUCAUCAAGGAGUAUGAGCAAACUCUUGAGAACGUCAUGGCUGGGUUUCGCGUUAGAGCUAACGAAGUCCAGCAGCGUGAACUGUCUAUCAUGCGCGAGUACGAACGGAAGCUGCUCACCAUCGAGACGGCGCAGCUGCAAGCCUCACUCGCGCAGCAGACAACAGUUUCGACAUCGCUCGGUCGAGUUGGCGAGCUCCUGAGAGUGCUCAUGCGCGUGCUGGGUGGCGAAGAUCCUAGCAGCGUCCCUACUAGUGUGCUUGCAAACAUGGUCGAGGCCGAGACCGGCACCUCAUCGACUGGCACAGGCUUGGGAAAGGAGGGCGAGAUCGAUAUCACCGGCACUGCAGGACACAUGACGAUCGGCAGACAACCCCAGAAAAAGAUCAUCAACUCUUGGGAGCUGGAGGCACCCGCUUCGCCUAUGCCUGGCACAACUGCCUUGCCUCCCUCGCCGUCCGAUUCUAGCACGACUCUCGCUUCAUCCUCAGAUAGUAGCGACCCACCAGAUCAAGCGCGUUACAAGGCUGAUAUCCUGACGGAUAAAGAAGCGCAACUCCUCGCUGCCGACUGGGCUCUCGAACGCGAGUGUGAGCUCGCACGUCUCGAGCAGGAGAACGCAAUGCUUCAUCAACUCGUCCAGGAGCGCGAGAAGCUUAGCCGGGUCACCGCGACGAGUGAUGCAGACGUGCAUAUCACAAUGGGCGAACAUGCCCUGCGGCUCGAGCUCCCCAAAUACACGCUUCCCAAGCGGACGUUCAAGGGUAAGCUUGGCGGGAAGGACAUCGGGCCGUAUGGCAUGUACAAAAAGUUCGAGGAGUAA
Phanerochaete carnosa HHB-10118-sp is the source of this 1398-nucleotide messenger RNA. RefSeq lists its product as uncharacterized. NCBI's taxonomy places the organism in Eukaryota, Fungi, Basidiomycota, Agaricomycetes, Polyporales, Phanerochaetaceae. The record is from RefSeq and is a predicted model, not a curated record. The transcript is spliced from 5 exons. Bases 1 to 1398 code for a protein of 465 amino acids.